UUGGUUUCAGUUCACCUUUUGUUUGUUUCCUCGCGCUCUCUCGCUCGCUCGUCCGCCGAAACUAAUGGCGAUCGUCGCGGGGCUUAUCCGACUCCUCCUCGUCGCCGUACCGAUCCUGCAAGCCGCAGCAGGGAGCGGUAACUCAACGGCGGCGUGCCCGCUGGACCUGGGCUACGUGCGGACGUUCCCGUGGGACCGCGCGCCGUGCGCGCCGCCGGUGGCCAACGUCACUACCUGCUGCACGACGCUCCUCUCCGUGCUGGGUAUCGGCAUCGCCGCGCGCCUCCGCGCCACCGGCCGCUUCCGCCUCCCGUCUGCGACGGCCUCCGCAGCCUGCAUCCGCGCCUUCUCCGACGAGCUCGCCUCGCCGCCGCUCUCGCUCCCGCCAACCCUCGCGCCAACCUGCUUCCCGGUCCCAUCCCAGUUCGCCAUAUCCCCGUCCUUCUGCGCCGGCGUCACCACCGCUUCACAGUAUGUCGCCGCCGUAGGCGACGCGACUGUCGGGAACCUUAACUCCUCCUGCGGCUCCGACCUCGCCGCGAUGUCCCUCUGCUCCAGCUGCCUCGCCGCCGGCAUCCGCGCCUCGGCUCGACUCACCGCCGCGGCCGGAAACAGCUCCGACUCCCUCAAUUGCUUCUACCUCACCGUAAUCUACGCCGCCGGCGUCUCCAACACUGCCGGGCCUGCCUCCCCUGCCACCGCCGCGUGCGCCUUCGGCCUCGCUCUCUCCACUACACACCCCACAUCUUCCUCUACCCCCAGCUCUAGUAACCACACCAAUAUCGCGGUAGCAACAGUUGUCCCGAUCGCUUCCGUCCUCCUCAUCGCGCUCCUCGUAGCGCUACUUGUUUGGACGAAGCGGCAUGACGGCGCCAUCAAGACCGGCCGUGGUUUGUCCGUGGAGCGGCGGCCGUCGCGCCAGCGACCCAACACCGGCUCGGUGCUGUUCGAGAUCGGUGAGCUGGCGAAGGCGACUGGCGGGUUCGCGGAGCGGAACAUCAUCGGCCGCGGCGGGUUCGGCGUCGUGUACCGCGGCGUGCUCGCGGACGGGUCGGUGGUGGCUGUUAAGAAGAUGCUCGACCCGGACGUGGACGGCGGCGACGACGAGUUUGCAAACGAGGUGGAGAUCAUCAGCCACUUCCGUCACCGGAACCUGGUGCCGCUGCGCGGGUGCUGCAUCACCGACGCCGAGGACGCGGACGACCAUGGCAGCAAGCAGAUGCUCCUCGUGUACGACUACAUGCCCAACGGCUCGCUCGAUCGCUACAUCUUCGACGGGGCGGUGAUGGCGUGGGCGCGGCGGCGUAGCGUGAUCAUGGACGUGGCGAGGGGGCUGGAGUACAUGCACUACGGCGUCAAGCCGGGGAUCUACCACCGGGACAUCAAGGCGACCAACAUACUCCUGGACGAGGACAUGCGAGCGCGCCUGGCGGACUUCGGGCUGGCGCGGCGGAGCCGGGAAGGGCAGUCGCACCUGACGACGCGCGUGGCCGGCACGCACGGCUACCUCUCGCCGGAGUACGCGCUGUACGGGCAGCUCACCGAGAAGAGCGACGUGUACAGCUUCGGCGUGGUGGUGCUGGAGGUGAUGAGCGGCCGGCGCGCGCUGGACCUCGCGGACCCGUCCGGGAUGGUGCUGGUCACCGACUGGGCGUGGGCGCUCGUCAGGGCCGGGAGCACCAGGGAGGUGCUCGCCGAAGCGCUGCUGCGCGAGCGCGAGGGGAUGAGCGUGGUGGACAUGGAGAGGUUCGUGCUCGUGGGGAUCCUGUGCGCGCACGUCACGGUGGCGUGCCGCCCCACCAUGCCGGAGGCGCUGAGGAUGCUUGAGGGGGACUUGGACGUGCCGGAGUUGCCGGACCGGCCUCAGCCAUACGGCCAGAGGAUCCCGUUCGACGAAGCUGACGGCAACUUCAGUGCAUCUUCGGUGCUGAGUGGUCCAUUCGUCGAUUUUGGCGACAUGCUCAGGUGAUGGAUCGAUGCAUGCAGCGAUGUUUGGUUUGAAAUUGGAAGCGUAUACUGCAGCAGUUAUACUCUGCAACCGCUGGCUGACUGAAGUUCAGAGUUUGUAUCACUUUUUUCUUGAUGUAAAUUGAGUGUGCACACUGUCUUGUGCUGAGAUGCUGAAUGAACUGAAGUUCACGUCAAAUAAAGCUCUAAGAGACUUUUU
Molecule: messenger RNA, 2167 nt
Organism: Lolium rigidum
Lineage: Eukaryota; Viridiplantae; Streptophyta; Magnoliopsida; Poales; Poaceae
Product: probable receptor-like protein kinase At1g11050
Exons: 1
Coding region: 65-1969 (634 amino acids)
Biological process (GO): protein phosphorylation
Molecular function (GO): ATP binding; protein kinase activity
Source: RefSeq, a predicted model, not a curated record